AUGGAUAGUUAUGCUUCUAGUUCGUCUGGCUGCAGUAGCUGUUCUGGUCCAGAAAAAAGAGAGGAAAACGAGAAAGAAGGGAACUGUAUGGCGGAGGGCAAAGAAAACCAAAACAAAAAGGGAAAGAAAACGUCACUUAACCCAGAGAAGUGGAAAAAUAGGCAAGUGAAGCGGUUUAGAAAUCCUGGAAAAGCUUACACUUCUACAUCGAAGUCCAAGAAGCUAAUUUCAGAAAGGAACAUUUGUGGUCCAUGUGGCAAUAUAUGCACAUUGAAAUGCAAGUCGAAUGAAGCAGGUAGACAAAGCAUUUUUAAGGGCUAUUGCGGCAUGUUGGAUCUGCAACGACAGCGUGAAUACAUUGUUGACCAUACAAGCGCUAUCAAACCAAAAUAUCGCUAUACUACAACUGAAAAUCACCGGAACUUAAAUUCAGCAUUCUACUUUGAAGAAAAUGGUGAAAAGAUUAGGGUCUAUAAGAAGUUGUUCAAAGCAACAUUAGAUAUCAAUGAUCGGCCGAUUAGGACAGAUCUGGUGAAAAGAAAUGGAUCUGGGAAUGUUGAAAGUGAUAUGAGAGGGAAACAUGUACAUCAAAAGACCGUCGCUCCUGAAGUAAAAGACAGUGUAAGAAAGUUUAUAAAAGCGAUUCUCAGGAUAGAAUCACAUUACUUAGGAGCUCAAACGACACGAGAGUUUAUAGAAUGUGGAAAAAGCUUAGCAGAUAUUUAUCGCGAUUAUAAAGAAGAUCAGGAGAGACAACAACUGCCGUAUGCAAAUUAUGUUAUGUUUAACAGAAUAUUUAUCACCGAAUUCAAUAUUUCUUUUAUGUGA
Acanthoscelides obtectus is the source of this 828-nucleotide messenger RNA. The record is from the annotation of a GenBank genome assembly. NCBI's taxonomy places the organism in Eukaryota, Metazoa, Arthropoda, Insecta, Coleoptera, Chrysomelidae.